UAAUCGGAAUAUGGGGCAUGGGUGGUAUAGGUAAGACAACCAUUGCUGAAGCUGUUUUCAACAGUAUUUCAAGUCAAUAUGAAAGCUGCUGUUUUAUUACCAAUGUAAGAGAGAAAUCGGAAGAAUGUGGUGGCUUGAUUCGCUUGCGAGAGGAAUUCCUUUCCAGAGCAUUAGAACAGGAAAAUCUCCGUAUUGACACUCCACGCAUGGGAUCCACUUUAAUCAAGGAAAGGAUCCGGCACAAAAAAGUCUUAACUGUUCUAGAUGAUGUGAAUGAUGUAGAACAAGUGGAAUGUUUAAUUGAAAGGCAUGAUAUGUUUGGUCCAGGAAGUAGAAUUCUUGUAACGUCCAGAGAUAGACAAGUGCUUAAGAAUGUGGCUGAUGAAAUAUAUGAGGUUGAGGAAUUAAAUUGCAGUGAAGCUCGUCAACUCUUCAGUUUGUCUGUCUUCAAAGGAAACCACAUUCCAAAAGAUUAUAUGGGCCUAUCAAUCAGGGCAGUAAAUUAUGCUAAAGGAAACCCAUUGGCUCUUAAAGUUUUGGGUUCCUUUCUAUUUGACCUAAGGAAAGAGGACUGGGAAAAUGCAUUGAAUAAACUUGAAAGAAAUCCUCAGAUGAAAAUUUAUAAUAUGUUGAAAGUA
Populus nigra (black poplar) is the source of this 638-nucleotide messenger RNA. Its product is annotated as disease resistance protein RUN1-like. Gene Ontology annotation, biological process: defense response. Gene Ontology annotation, molecular function: ADP binding. The record is from RefSeq and is a predicted model, not a curated record. NCBI's taxonomy places the organism in Eukaryota, Viridiplantae, Streptophyta, Magnoliopsida, Malpighiales, Salicaceae. The transcript has a single exon. The annotation marks the transcript as partial.